Zophobas morio is the source of this 1920-nucleotide messenger RNA. RefSeq names its product platelet glycoprotein V-like. Bases 75 to 1031 code for a protein of 318 amino acids. Gene Ontology annotation, cellular component: plasma membrane. Gene Ontology annotation, molecular function: protein binding. The transcript is spliced from 2 exons. NCBI's taxonomy places the organism in Eukaryota, Metazoa, Arthropoda, Insecta, Coleoptera, Tenebrionidae. The record is from RefSeq and is a predicted model, not a curated record.
GUUUUUGGAACUCACUAGAUAACCUUCUUAUUUCGCAUAACUCGUAGUCCAAGUUCGAUUUGUGAAACGACAAGAUGACGACACACUUUCUCUUUCUUCUAAUCUGUGCUUCGUUUGCUUUGAAAACCUGCCAGUGUCGGAACCUUUGGAGCGCAGAUCUGCCGGAAAUCAGAAACGUGUCUUUAGAAAAAGGAAAACCAAUCCAAAUAGAAAGCCCUCACACUCAAAUACAGGUCUGCGAGCUCAACGGUACCAUCUACUCCGACACCUUGUCACAGCUUGGAAACGUCACAGAACUUCGUAUUUGUCGCAGCAACAUCGAAAAAAUAGAACCAGGUGCUUUAUGUUCGUCGCAAUUAAAAACACUAGAGCUGGAUUUCUACACUCAGUCGCAACCACCCACACUGAGUAAAGAAGUUUUCGAUAAUUGCGACAUAGAAGAACUGAUUUUGAGGUUCGGUGAAGAUAGUACUAUUUACAAGAUUGAUGACGACGCUCUGGGGAAUCUUACCAAUUUGAAAAAACUAUAUCUACAAGGGUACAAUUUAGAACACGUUGAGAAAAACUUUUUGAAACUACCACACAACGAGUUGACAGUUUUAGAGUUUUCUCUUUGUAACAUACACCAAAUUGAUAGUGACGUGUUCGAGGAUUUGAAAGAUUUGGAGUCGAUUGCGAUCGUGCAUAAUCGAGAGUUGAAAAGUCUUCCAAAAGAUUUGUUUAAAAACAAUUCGAAGUUGAAAACGCUUACUCUGCGAAGCAAUGCAAUCGAGAAUGUGACUUGGGACGAGUUUGAAGGACUAGCGAAUCUAGAAACGUUAACUAUGUCUGAAAACAGGAUUAAUCAGUUUGAUGCUGACAAAAUUGCAACAAAUUUGCCUAACUUGAAGUACCUUAAUAUUGAUCUCAAUCCACCACCUUGCAAGCAAAAAGAAGCAUUUGUCAAUGAGUUGAAGACCAAGUUGACAAAUGUUGACGUGACUUAUAAGUUCGAUCCUGGUUAUUACGACUCGUGCGAAGACGAAAUUUAAACGAAUUAACACAACAUAAAUCAAACGUUUCCUACAAUUAUUAUUAUUAAAUAAAAAAUCUUCACGCAAACACAAACAAUUCACUGAUUAUUUAGAGAAAGGUCAUGACACUGUUCUUUGAUUAUUCAAAUCCAAUUUAGUUCAGAAAUAACACUGUUAUCAGACACUAUUUAAUUUGUUACAAGUCAGCAAUAAUGAAUUUUCCGACGUUCCUCGCCUUUUUUUUGUUUCACCCGUUUCCAAAUUCGGCCGCCAAAAUUUAUCAAAACGCCACAGAGCUAUACAUCAGUGGAUUGACAGGCACUUUUAAGUACGAAACCCUGUCGGACUUCGCCGAUGUGAGUAAGCUCAAAAUUUUUGACAAUCGUGUUACGAAAAUCGAACCUGGGGCUGUUUGCUCGUCUCCUAGUGUCAAAAGUGUCGAGCUGAACUUUGCCGGGAAUUCUGAGGCUCCCACUUUGACUAACGAUGUCUUCAGGUUGUGCCAAUUCCAACUACAGCAGUUGUUCAUUAGGCUAGAUUUCGACAAUCCUUCUCAAAUCGAUAAAGAAGCUUUGAGAGAUUUGAAUUUACGUGAGUUGAGUCUCCAGUGUCACAAAGUAGGAAUUCUAGAUCAAGAUUUUUUAACUUUGAACACUUUGAAUUUAACACGACUGGUGUUAUCGAACUGCUAUAUCCACAAAAUCGAUAGACAUUUCUUCAGUCGAAUGGAGAAGUUAGAAGAGGUUGAAAUUAGUUACAAUAGAAACUUGACUCAUUUACCGAAGAACUUGUUUAUUAAAACACCAAAUCUGAAGAGGUUGUUUCUACAGCACAACAGUAUUAGAGAACUGGAAUGGGAUGAGUUCGCCGGACUCAAUUUUCUCCAAGAAUUAGAUCUGUCAGGAAA